Molecule: messenger RNA, 5283 nt
Organism: Uranotaenia lowii
Lineage: Eukaryota; Metazoa; Arthropoda; Insecta; Diptera; Culicidae
Exons: 4
Coding region: 1-5283 (1760 amino acids)
Biological process (GO): DNA integration
Molecular function (GO): nucleic acid binding
Source: RefSeq, a predicted model, not a curated record
AUGGACGACGCUAAGAAGAUCGAUUUGCUGCUCAUACGGCGUGAUACCUUGCUGGCUCAGCUAGAUCGGGCCGAAAAGUUCAUCGAAAACUAUAUCAUCGAACGGGAUUCGCUCGAGGUACCCAUUAGGUUGCAAAACAUCGACGUCCUAUGGAAUAACUUGGAAGCAGUUCAAAUCGAGCUGGAGGCGCUACAGACAACUGGUGAAGGUAAUUUAACGUCAAUGUUGCCUCCUCCCAUCUCUAUGAGCCGCAGCCCUGAUCACUCGAUCAAUUGUCCACCAUCCACUUUGCAAGGCCUCCGUUUGCCUACGAUCUCCUUGCCUGAAUUUAACGGUGAUUAUAAUCAAUGGCUGAGUUUCCAUGACACUUUCCUCGCUCUGAUACACAACAAUCGUGAUCUUCCUUCAGUUCAGAAAUUCCACUACCUGCGGGCAUCACUGAAAGAAGAAGCCUACCAACUAAUUGAGUCAAUCCACAUCAGCUCUGAUAACUAUGAAAUCGCCUGGCAAUCACUGAUAAGUAGGUACUCUAACGAAUAUCUUCUGAAGAAACGUCAUCUUCAGGCUCUUCUCGACAUCCCUAGGAUGGGAAAGGAAACGGCAGCUUCACUUCAUACUACCGUUGAUGAAUUUGAAAGACAUGUCAAAAUACUAGCACAAAUGAAAGAGCCCGUUGAUUCCUGGAGUACCAUACUUGAACAUCUUUUGUGUACGCGAUUACACGACGAAACUUUGAAGCUGUGGGAGGAUCAUGCUGCUAAUGUUGCCGAUCAAAGUUUCAACUGCCUUCUAGGAUUUCUUCAUAAGAGAGUGCGCGUAUUGGAAUCGAUUUCAGUCAAUCAUAACACACAUCCCCAACCUACUGCUGCCAACUCAACCGAUAAUAGUCAUCGAAGAGCUCAACCAUUUAGAUUUUCCACUCAUUCCACGACUGCUGAAGCCCGUUAUUCGAAAUGCUAUGCUUGUGAGGGAACUCAUCCGUUAAUCCAUUGUCCCACGUUCGAGGCCCUUGGUCUGCAAGAAAGAAUCCAAAUUGUCAGUUCCAAGGGAUUAUGCUUUAAUUGUUUUCGUCACGACCAUCUGGCGAGAAAUUGUAGCUCCGCCUAUCGCUGUAGAUUGUGCCAAAGACUCCACCAUACCAUGCUCCAUCCCGAAACGAACCCAAAUGUACAGGUAUCCCAACGUCAACCACAUUCGAAUCGCCCUAAUGCAUCAGUGCACUUUACCCAAGCGGAAGCAACCGGUCCAUUAUUUGAACAGGAAUCUCUACACACGAUGAUGAAUAUUUCCAAUUCUCCUCCUAGAAAAUUGAUGAGUAGUAAUGUCAACACAGAAGCAUGCUGCAUGCUUAUGCCAACCGUUAUUCUUAAAAUCGUUGAUGCUUUUGGAAAGGAACACUUCGCACGUGCUCUGUUAGAUUCUGCUUCACAGCCAAAUUUGAUUUCUGACCAACUAGCCCAGCUAUUGCGGCUGCCUCGAAUCAGAACUGACGUCAUUAUUCAUGGCAUCGGCCCAAAAGCCCAGAGAACUACCGAAUCUGUAUCAACGGAGAUUCGUUCUAGGAACAACUCCUUCAUCAGAACUGUUAAUUUUCUCGUACUCAAAAAACUUACCGUACAAUUACCUGCCCACACCAUUAAUACUGAAGGCUGGAAGAUUCCUAGAAAUAUAACAUUCGCAGAUCCAACUUUUGACCUCGCCGGCAAAAUCGACAUGAUUAUUGGUCUGGAACAUUUCUUCCAUUGCUUCAACUCCGCCCAACGUAUUUCCUUAUCUGAAAAUUUGCCGCAGCUUGUUGAUAGCGUUUUUGGUUGGCUUGUUACUGGAGGAAAACACACAGAUGAAACGAAUUCUACUUCUUGUACGGUAGUUGCUAUUUCUUUAGUUAGCCUACAAGACAAAUUAGAAAAGUUUUGGAAAUUAGAAGAGCUGCCGGAAAGAAUGGAUUGGUCAUUCGAUGAAUGCCAGUGCGAAGCUCACUUCAGAAGCACAGUGAAUAGAACAAAGACCGGAAGAUAUGUCGUACGUUAUCCGAAGAAAAGCUCGUUCGACGAUCUGAUGGGCGAAACGAAAACCGCUGCUCUGCGAAGAUUUCAACUAUUGGAGCAAAAACUAGAAAAAAACCCAAAACUAAAAAUUGAAUAUCAUGCGUUUAUGGAAGAGUAUCUGCGUCUUGGACACAUGAAAGAGGUUAACGAAACACGUUCUCCAGGUCGAGUUUGUUAUUUGCCGCACCACCCGGUUCUGAAAGAGUCAAGUACUACCACAAAAACGCGUGUUGUUUUCGACGGUUCGACAAAGUCGUCAUCUGGUCAUUCGCUAAAUGAUGGCCUUCUCGUUGGCCCUACUAUACAGCAGGAUUUGAUCACUCAAGUAAUCCGAUUUCGCACUUUUCCUAUAGCCUUGAUCGCAGACAUUGCCAAAAUGUACAGGCAGAUUCUUGUGCAUCCAGACGACACUCGCAUGCAAAGAAUUCUUUGGCGCUUCAGCCACACUGAUCCUAUACGAACAUACGAAUUGCAGACUGUAACUUAUGGGUUAGCGCCUUCAGCUUUUCUCGCAACACGCACCUUGCAGCAGCUGGCAGAAGAUGAAGGCCAUACUUAUCCCCGCGGGAAGAAUGCACUGCUAAAAUGGUUUUAUGUCGAUGAUUGUAUCGGAGGUGCUGAGUCCAUCGAGGAUGCGAUUGAGCUUCGUGACGAGCUAGACAAGUUGCUGAGCAAGGGAGGAUUUCCUUUACGCAAAUACACAUCAAACAAAAUGGAAGUCCUCAAAGAUUUGAAAUCCGAUCAAAUAGGGACCCAGUCCAACUUCGAAUUCAGUCCUGAAGAAACCAUCAAAACGCUUGGGAUAACCUGGGAGCCGGAACCGGACACCUUUCGUUUCGAUUACAAUACAACUUCUCCAGAGAAAAUUACGAAACGUGCCAUAUUAUCAACCAUAGCCCAGCUGUUUGAUCCUCUCGGGUUAAUAUCUCCAGUUGUCGUACGAGCAAAAAUUUUAAUGCAAGAUUUAUGGUUGGAUUCAAGUGGCUGGGAUGACCAGGUUCCUCCUAGCAUAGAAAAACGGUGGGAAAAUUUUAAGAUUCAACUUCCUCAACUCUCCAAAUAUCGAAUACCGAGGUAUGCCCUCCUUCCGCAUUCCACCGUUGAACUACACACCUUUGUUGAUGCCUCCGAAGCCGCAUACGGAGCAUGCACGUAUGCUAGGUCCACUGAUGCAGCUGGGAAUGUCAGAAUUGAGUUGCUGGCAGCGAAAAGCCGAGUUGCUCCAUUGAAGAAGGUUUCCCUCCCCAGGCUCGAAUUGUGCGCGGCUGUCAAAGGCGCAGAGUUAUACUCGCGCAUCAUGCAAUCCUUGGAGUUCAACCCAUCUGCUUCAUAUUUUUGGACAGAUUCGACCGUCACGCUGCAAUGGCUAAAAUCGCCCCCCAGUACGUGGAAGACAUUCAUCGCAAACCGAGUUUCUGAAAUCCAGAACACAACUCACAAUGCAAAUUGGAAUCAUGUUGCUGGAAGCCAGAAUCCAGCCGACAUGGUAUCCAGAGGUGUCUCCGUGGAUAAUUUUAUAUCUAAUCAGCUGUGGAAAAAGGGACCAUCGUGGUUGGCAGAACCACGAACAAGCUGGCCAAUAUCAGAAACAUGUCCGUCCAAUAUGGCCGAAUGUGAACGCCGAGACAUGAUUGUAGCUGUUAUCCGCACUGAAGCUCCCGAUCCGCUGUUUACAACAUAUCCUGUUUUAAAAACGUUAAUCAGAACCACCGCUUACUGCAUUCGAUUUUUCAAAAUACUUCAAGCAAAUUUUCAUAAAAGAGUGGCACCCGAUAUUAGUAAGCGACCAUCGCUAGAGGAAAUGAAGCAUGCAAAAUUAGCAUUGAUAAGGUGGGCUCAGAGGGAGGCAUUCGGGAGAGAAAUAGGCGAUUUAAAAAAAGGCUCACAAUUACCAAAGGCUUCUCAGAUCAAGGCUCUUAAUCCGUUCAUUGAUAGCGAGGGGACGAUCAGGGUGGGAGGUAGGCUGAGGCAUUCGGAACAGUCUUAUGAAUUCAAACAUCCUAUAUUGCUUCCAAAUUUCCACCCUCUUUCGAAGUUGAUUGCUCAAUUUUACCACUACAAACUGAUUCACGGUGGCGGCCAAGUGAUGCUGGCUGUGAUACGCGAAAAAUAUUGGCCCAUAAAUGGACGUCGGCUGGUGAGAAAUAUUGUUCGAAAUUGCUUCCACUGUUCCCGAGCGAAUCCCGUUCCAGCACAGCAGCAAACUGGUCAGCUGCCAUUCCAUCGCACUGCGCCUAGCAGGCCCUUUUCAAUUGCGGGAGUUGAUUAUGCUGGACCUUUAUAUUUGAAGCCGGUCCACAAACGAGCAGCACCACAGAAGGCCUAUGUAUGCUUGUUUUUUUGUUUUUCGACGAAAGCUGUUCAUAUUGAGCUGGUCAGCGAUCUCACGACACCAGCCUUUCUCUCAGCACUGCGUAGAUUUGUAGGGCGCCGUGGACCACCAGCUCAUAUCUAUUCGGACAACGGGAAAAACUUCGUUGGGGCCAAGAACGAGCUCCAUCAAAUCUACACUAUGUUGCACAGUUCUGCAGAGUCAGGACAGAUCGACGAAUUCUGCCUCCAGAAGGAAAUCGAGUGGCAUUUGAACCCUCCUAGAGCACCGCAUUUCGGAGGAUUGUGGGAGGCUGCAGUAAAAAUUGCGAAAAGGCACCUGUACAGGCAGCUAGGAGCCAGUCGACUUUCCUUCGAAGAUAUGUACAGCAUCCUGGUAGAAAUUGAAGCAGCAAUGAACUCCAGACCACUGACACCGUUGACAGAGGAUCCGAAUGAUCUCACAGCGCUUACACCGGCACAUUUUCUCAUCGGCACGACGAUGAAUUCUGUUCCUGAGGUCGACGUUUCGCAGCUGCCAAUUUCAAGGCUGGAUCACUACCAACGAAUGCAAAAGUUAUAUCAAUCGUUCUGGUAUCGAUGGCCACCGAGGCCGAAAACAUCGCUAGCGAACCUUCCGAAUGAAAGGUUACUACAGAAGCUCGCAUUGGAUGCGAAAAAAAACUCUACCAUCCGGCCGGACAAACGCCGGAACUAUUCCAGCGCCGAACGAGGUGAAAACUGGGCAGAAACGACCAUGCAUUCACAUCAUGAACAGCAGGCGGAAAAAACAUCACUCGUCCAGUUCCUCAAUCAUGAUUGCGAAAACAUAAUCACAACAUUCCGAAGGCUGGAGCAAGAGAUCAACACCACAGAAGCAGCUACCAGGAGCCAGUUUUUUUCACCGACGGUGGAAGCGCACUAA